This is a messenger RNA of Ilex paraguariensis (yerba mate), 823 nucleotides long. The record is from the annotation of a GenBank genome assembly. NCBI's taxonomy places the organism in Eukaryota, Viridiplantae, Streptophyta, Magnoliopsida, Aquifoliales, Aquifoliaceae.
UUUACGCCAACGACGGUCGCGCCUCCGACGGACGAAAGCCGAACACGAUCGAAUCGUAUCGGGCCAAAAUCAAGGACAUGUUCAGGCCGGCCAUGCUCAAGCCGUUCCGAUUGAUAGUCGGCUACGAGCUGAUCUUUCAUUGCGCCGCGCUGACUGGCAUCCGUUGCUACAUGGUCGAAAUCUUUCGCAGCCUUCGAAUGCCCAUCGAAGCCGAGUGGCUAGUGGUAAGCGCGUACCUCUUUUCGUUCCGUUCCGUUCCGUUCCGCUCUUUCCUUUCCAAUGGCUACCGACUACCGAGAUGGGCAGCUCCGUUUGCGUAUCGUCGCUAUCGUUUUUCACGAGUCUCGUAAUGAUUGCCGGAGGUGUGAUCUGCAUUACGACGGUAAAAUUCGUCGGCAAACGCGUUUUGUCGUUGAUUUCUCUGGCCAUUUGCUCGUUGGCUAGCAUCGUGAUCGGCGUGUACGCUCUAUACGCGAACCAAAUAAACGAACCGUGGAUCCCGAUGGUCGCCGUUUGCAUUUUGUAUUUCGCCUCGAAUAUCGGCAUCGGACCCAUUCCUUGGAUGCUCAUAAGCGAGGUGUUUCCCGUAAGGUGCGAGGGGCGAGCGGCAAAGAAUAGACGACGCGACGAGAAAGAUGAGAAAACGUGGCUGCGAUUAUACGGAUUAUAUUCGUAUUAUAUGUACAGUAGUACACAUAUAGGCAGUAUAGGCGUACGUGUAAAUUCGAGCGCGAACGUACGCUCGCAGAACGGCGGCGGCGGCCGGCCGAGAAUUCGCCGACGCCGCGCCACUCGAUCGGAUCCGGCUUCCGCCCUACCAACG